UUUAGCCAACUUAGGUCAUCACUCAUAUUUUCCAAAAGAUUUCUCAAUGGAGGAAAGCAUAGAGUACCAGAAAAAGAGUUGGAUUGCUUUGAAAAAGAGCAUAAAUGGUUUUCUAAACAAAAUCAAUAAAGCCAACAUAAAACACAUAGUUCCAGAAUUGUUUAGUGAGAAUUUAAUACGUGGUAGGGGUUUGUUUUGCAGAUCAAUUAUGAAAUCACAAUUAUGUUCUCCAGUUUUUACUGAUGUUUUUGCAGCUUUAGUUGCAAUUAUCAACACCAAAUUCCCACAAAUUGGUGAACUUUUGUGUAAAAGAAUGAUUCUACAACUACAAAAAGCUAACAACAAUAAAACUCAUACAUUAGCUACAGUUAAGUUCAUUGCUCAUCUUGUUAAUCAACAAGUUUUGCAUGAACUUAUAGCUCUUGAAUUGGUUACACUUUUACUUGAUAAACCAACAGCUGAUAGUGUUGAUGUUGCUGUUUGUUUUGUUAAGGAAUGUGGUUCUAUGCUUCAAGAUUUGUGUCCUUUAGGAUUACAUGGUAUUUUCGAGCGAUUUCGAGGUAUACUUCAUGAAGGAAAAAUUGAUAAAAGGGUUCAGUUUUUAAUUGAAGAUCUUUUUGCAUUAAGGAAACACAAGUUUCCACCUGCUGUAACUCCUGAACUUGACCUUGUUGAUCAAGAAGAUCAAUUAACACAUGAAAUAUCUCUUGGUGAUAAAGUUGACCCACAAAUCGAAUUGGAUAUUUUCAAUCCUGACCCCAAUUUCGUCGAAAACGAAAACAAGUAUGAAGAAUUACAGAAGAGGAUAUUAGGUGGUAGUGAUGAUCAAGAGGAGGAGGAAGAAGACGACAGUGAGGCUGAAGACGAAGAGGAAGAAGAAUCUGAUUGCCUGGGGAACCGUGCCACCCCCACACAACUAAGGAUUGAAGAUGAGACAGAGACAAACUUGAUCAAUCUACGAAGGACGAUUUACUUGACAAUUAUGUCGAGUGUUGAUUUUGAAGAAGCAGGGCAUAAGCUGAUGAAGAUGAAACUAGAGCCUGGUGAGGAGAUGGAGUUAUGCAUAAUGUUAUUGGAAUGCUGUAGUCAGGAAAGGACUUAUCUCAAAUACUAUGGACUUUUGGGACAGCGGUUAUGCAUGAUCAACAAACUUCACCAGAAGAAUUUCGAGGAAUCAUUCGUGCAGCAAUACUCGAUGAUCCACAGACUUGAAACUAAUAAACUGCGCAAUGUGGCUAAGUUUUUUGCUCAUUUACUUGGUACUGAUGCACUGCCUUGGCAUGUUUUGGCUUAUUUAAGAUUGACGGAAGAGGAUACUACUUCUUCGUCUCGUAUAUUCAUCAAAAUCCUGUUCCAGGAGUUGUCAGAGCAACUUGGCAUUCGUAUGUUGAAUGAGCGCCUUACUGACCCCGAUAUGCAAGAGUCGUUUGAGUCAAUAUUUCCAAAGGACAAUCCGAAAAAUACGAGGUUUGCUAUCAACUUCUUCACUUCAAUUGGUCUAGGUGGGAUAACUGAAAAUCUGCGAGAGUAUCUGAAGAACAUGCCAAGGCUUAUCUUGAAGCAAGACAAGCGUGUUUCGAGAUCAGGUGAAUCAGAUGGUGAAAGUGAUGAUCAUCAAAGGAAGAGGAGGAGGAGAAGUUAGCUAGUAGAUUGCUCUUAGUGUUGUAAGUCUUAACGUGUUCUAAUCUGACCAAAAGGUAGUUAGCAAAUUAGAAAAAUCUUUUCCUUUUGGGGUUCUAAGUUUUUUCUGUUUUUGGAGGUUAGGGUGCUUUUGGAUUCUUAUAUGUGUAUUGGCUGUUAAUGAGCAUUAGUACAACAAUGAUAAACAUGUAUUGAUCUAUUUCUUGUUCUAUUGAAUGUUUUGUUAUUUAAU
Lycium ferocissimum is the source of this 1873-nucleotide messenger RNA. RefSeq names its product pre-mRNA-splicing factor cwc22-like. The record is from RefSeq and is a predicted model, not a curated record. Bases 47 to 1642 code for a protein of 531 amino acids. NCBI's taxonomy places the organism in Eukaryota, Viridiplantae, Streptophyta, Magnoliopsida, Solanales, Solanaceae. The transcript has a single exon. Gene Ontology annotation, cellular component: catalytic step 2 spliceosome. Gene Ontology annotation, molecular function: protein binding; RNA binding. Gene Ontology annotation, biological process: mRNA splicing, via spliceosome.